Messenger RNA from Sitodiplosis mosellana (orange wheat blossom midge), 1294 nucleotides. RefSeq names its product palmitoyltransferase ZDHHC3 (gene Dnz1). NCBI's taxonomy places the organism in Eukaryota, Metazoa, Arthropoda, Insecta, Diptera, Cecidomyiidae. The record is from RefSeq and is a predicted model, not a curated record. Gene Ontology annotation, cellular component: Golgi apparatus; endoplasmic reticulum. The transcript is spliced from 5 exons. Bases 372 to 1181 code for a protein of 269 amino acids. Gene Ontology annotation, biological process: protein targeting to membrane; peptidyl-L-cysteine S-palmitoylation. Gene Ontology annotation, molecular function: protein-cysteine S-palmitoyltransferase activity.
AUCACUUUACACCGUUCUUUUAGUCAAUAAAUUGUGUGAUAAUCCCAAAAACAUCAGUCGAAUCACUGUGGAAUUUAAUAAGUAUUUUCAUUCAUUGAACUGAAAAUCCACAAUAAGUUCUUCGCUACACUCGCUGCCAGUGGGUCGGGUACUCUGAAGUUAUGGUUGUGUCAUAUGUUGUUGUUGUUGUCAAAUAAAAGAAAAAGAAAUUACAAAAGAACAAACAACAGCUAGAACGAUGUCAACAAAUCGAUUAGCAUAGGCAAUAAUAAACCAUGAAUAAUCGAUAAGACGAAUCGGACGAAAAACCGACUAUUCCUGUGAAAUGAACUAAAAGUGAAAUAGAGCAAUUUUUUUUUUGUGGUGAAGGCAUGAGCUUUAUAAAAGAUCCUUGUGGGAUUGUGUGCAUUUUGAUAACUUAUUCGGCAAUUUUGUACGCGGACUAUGUGGUCACACAAUGGAUUGUCUUGUACACGAUGCCAAAUAGUCUGUGGGGCCCAAUCAAUGUGGUGUUAUUCAAUACGAUCAUUUUUCUACUGGCCAUUUCCCAUUUGAAAGCCGUAUUUUGUGAUCCGGGCCUGGUGCCGUUAGCUCGAUUGGAAUUUUCCGAUUUUCAUGCGGCUCGCAACCAUGAACAUCGCUAUGCCGACGAAGAUUGGACGGUUUGCACGCGAUGCGAAACAUAUCGGCCGCCCAGAGCGCACCAUUGCCGAAUUUGUAAACGGUGCAUUCGACGCAUGGAUCAUCAUUGUCCGUGGAUAAAUAAUUGUGUCGGCGAACGAAAUCAAAAGUUUUUUCUGCAAUUUCUGGUAUACGUCUGUAUACUAUCAAUUUAUUCUGUAUUCCUGGUAAUUGCCUCGUGGAUUUACCCAUGCACCGGUGAUAUGUGUACAAAUGAUUUGUCUGAGGCGCAGUCCAGAAUGUUACAUUCCGUGCUUCUACUGCUAGUGUCAAGUCUGUUUGGACUGUUUGUAAUUGCAAUAAUGAUAGAUCAGUUGAGUGCAAUUUUUUAUGACGAAACGCCUAUUGAGGCUUUACAAUUCCGCGGUUCUUAUCGCAUCACCAAUCCCAAAUUACUGUUAUUGGCCGACGUGUUUGGGAAUAUGCAUCCAUUAUUUUGGCUUUUCCCCUGUACAGAACCAAAAACAUAUGAUACUCCUUUAAUCAGUCAUGAUGUAUAACUUAUUAUAUUAUAAAUAAGUCAAAAUAAAUUAAGUGUGAAUAAACAUGCACGCCUUGCUGUGUGCAAAUCAUUCUAAAAAGGGUUUUCAACAAAAAAAAUUACGCUUUUUUU